AAGACAACCAUAGGUCCAUAGUGUUCAGUUUCUGUAACAGGUACAUACACUUUCUUCAUUUAGUAUAUAUGUAAUCUAUGCCUUCAUCUAUGAGACUUGCGUGCUUGCUUAAACACAAACCUUUUAAUUCUCGAAAAAAAAGCUCAAGACCUUUCGUGUACGGCCGACAAGCCUACCUUUCUCUCUCUUCGCUUCUCCACCAACUCUCUCUCUCUCUCUCCUCAGUCCUCACCAACUACCACUAGUCUACACCUACCCCCGAAUGCCCUAAUAACUCCUUCAUACAUACAUCUCUCUUUCUCUCUGCUCAUGAUCCUCUGUCUCUUCCUCUGAUUCUCAAUCCUCUGUUUUCUCCACCUCCUCUGUUUUUUUCUUUUCUCAUCAAUGGAGUCCUCACUAUUAUCAAUGAGAUCAUUUUCCAAUUCCCCUUCGAUUGGGUUCAACACCCAUCGACGCUCCCUACCCCCUCCUCACUUAUCCAAACCUUCCUUCUCCGUCCUCUGUUCUCUUCCUCCCUCAAAGCCACCACCACGCUACAGAACCAGCUCUGUUCACGCCGUCACGACCCUCAACGGAUCGGUGUCAGGAAAGAAACGAGUGGACGAAAGCGAGAGCUUGACACUCGAAGGCAUCAGAAACUCCUUGAUCCGACAAGAGGACAGUAUCAUAUUCGGUCUGCUGGAGAGAGCCAAGUACUGUUACAACGAAGAUACUUACGAUCCCACCGCUUUCGACAUGGAUGGAUUCAAAGGCUCUCUGGUCGAGUACAUGGUCAAAGGCACCGAGACCCUUCACGCUAAGGUUGGUAGGUUCCAGAGCCCUGAUGAACAUCCUUACUUCCCUCAGGAUUUGCCUCAGCCUAUGUUGCCUCCUCUUCAGUACCCUAAGGUUUUGCAUUUUGCUGGUGAUUCGAUUAAUAUAAACAAGAAGAUAUGGAACAUGUACUUUAGAGAUCUUCUCCCGAGACUAGUGAGGAAAGGUGAUGAUGGUAACUACGGUUCAACAGCUGUCUGUGACGCUAUCUGCCUUCAGUCUCUUUCAAAGAGGAUACAUUACGGUAAGUUUGUGGCAGAGGCCAAGUUCCAAGCGUCCCCUGAGGCAUACGAGUCCGCCAUCAAAGCACAAGAUAAGGAUGCGUUGAUGGAUAUGCUGACGUUCCCGACGGUGGAGGAGGCGGUGAAGAAGAGAGUUGAGAUGAAAACUAGAACAUAUGGGCAAGAAGUGAAAGUGGGGAUGGAGGAGAAAGAAGAAGAAGAGGUUGAUGAAUCUCAUGUUUAUAAAAUUAGUCCUAUCUUGGUGGGGCACUUGUAUGGAGAUUGGAUCAUGCCCUUGACAAAAGAAGUUCAAGUGGAGUACUUGCUCAGUAGACUAGACUGAAAAAAAACAAAAUGGCUUUGGUUUGGUAGUAACGUUUUUGUUUUUUUAGGAAUGUUGUUUGGUUGUUUUAUCCUUUUACAAAUCUCUCUCUCAACGUUGUUACACACUAUAUUAUGCCCAUGUUUGGUUCCACUGUACAAAAGUUGCUUGUGGUUUUCAAGGUUACAUGCUAAAACAGUACUCAUAAUUGUAAAAUUAAAUAGAUGAUUUAUUGUGUAUUUUAGUGCA
This is a messenger RNA of Raphanus sativus (radish), 1605 nucleotides long. RefSeq names its product chorismate mutase 1, chloroplastic. Gene Ontology annotation, molecular function: chorismate mutase activity. The coding region runs from base 385 to 1377 and encodes 330 amino acids. Gene Ontology annotation, cellular component: cytoplasm. The transcript is spliced from 4 exons. The record is from RefSeq and is a predicted model, not a curated record. NCBI's taxonomy places the organism in Eukaryota, Viridiplantae, Streptophyta, Magnoliopsida, Brassicales, Brassicaceae. Gene Ontology annotation, biological process: chorismate metabolic process; aromatic amino acid biosynthetic process.